AUGCCCGAUAGCCGCGGCGUUAUCCCAGGCCACGGGCCCAGCGACGACGUCCUAGAUAUCCUGCUUCCCCACCGAGGCAGACAAACCAAAACAACCCCCGAUGAUGCAAGCAGUGACACGAACACAAACACUAACACUGACAACCUAUAUCCCUCCCCUAUGCCCCAAUCUUUCCUAAAACAACACUUCUGCCUCGCAGUGCCGACCGUCGCGGACGUCGCGGCUUGGGAAGACUGGUUCCGGGAAUCCGGUGUGCGUGUCACGGGCACGGUCGACUGGCCCAAGGGUGGGAGGAGUGUGUAUUUCGCGGAUUUGGAUGGCAAUGUGGGCGAGGUCGGGAGUCGCGGCAUUUGGGAUCAUUAUUGA
Molecule: messenger RNA, 366 nt
Organism: Exophiala aquamarina CBS 119918
Lineage: Eukaryota; Fungi; Ascomycota; Eurotiomycetes; Chaetothyriales; Herpotrichiellaceae
Exons: 1
Coding region: 1-366 (121 amino acids)
Source: RefSeq, a predicted model, not a curated record